Molecule: messenger RNA, 3790 nt
Organism: Anthonomus grandis grandis
Lineage: Eukaryota; Metazoa; Arthropoda; Insecta; Coleoptera; Curculionidae
Gene: Klp31E
Product: kinesin-like protein KIF21A
Exons: 9
Coding region: 401-3529 (1042 amino acids)
Biological process (GO): microtubule-based movement; mitotic spindle organization
Molecular function (GO): microtubule motor activity; microtubule binding; ATP binding
Source: RefSeq, a predicted model, not a curated record
CAUAUAUACAGUUAGUCACCUUCCAACUGCUACGAGAAACGGCGGUCGGUUUAACUGAGCAAGUCUAAAAAGCUCGAUCUAUAAUCGUGAAAUAUCGUUUUCUCUCUCGGUCACAUUCAUUCUUAUGUCAUUAUGUGGGACGAACUAUGAGUAUAGGUUAAGUUUUGGAGUGAUACUUUCACUGGCGGCCGAUCAUAUGUGAACGUCCAUUCAGGCUCCCUAAGGACCAAAUUUCGGAAAAUCGCACGAAAAAUGAAUGACACCUUGGGAAAUUGUCGGUCUAUUGGGGGAUUAAAUACGCCUUCGAGUCGGAACGUUGUCUAUAUCGUGCCGGAGUAUUUCUUAUUUGUUGUUUUUAAAGUUUAAAUUAAUUGGGUAGGUGGAGAAAACUAUCAUUAAGAUGGAAGACGAUGAUGUUUCUGUCCGAGUUGCUGUCAGGAUCAGGCCUCAAACACCACGGGAAAUCAUUGACAUGUGUCAAAUGUGCACAUCAGUGACCCCAGGAGAGCCUCAAGUGACUUUGGGAAAUGACAAAGCAUUUACAUACAAUUAUGUCUUUGAUACCGAUUCGCAUCAAGAGGAAGUUUAUGAACAUUGUGUGGCGUCACUUAUUGAAUCUUCCCUUGAGGGCUAUAAUGCCACUAUUCUUGCUUAUGGCCAAACAGGAUCCGGGAAAACCUACACCAUGGGCACAGGAUUUGAUGUUGAACUACCAAUGGAACAAAAAGGAAUAAUCCCCAGGGCCAUUCAUCACCUUUUCGAUGGCAUCCAAUCUCGAAUCGAUAAAGCUCAUGAAAUUGGAAUAUUGGCACCUGAGUUCAAGGUCAUGGUCCAAUUCAUGGAGCUCUACAAUGAAGAAGUCAUUGACUUGUUUAACCCUUCUUACACUAAGGAAAAGGUCUAUAAAAUCCACGAAGACCCUUAUGGGGGCAUCCAAGUUAAAGGAGUGACAUUCAAAACAGUCCAAUCCGCUGAAGAAGCUUUACAAUGUCUACGACUAGGAGCUCUCUCUCGUACAACAGCCAGUACCCAAAUGAACACCCAGUCAUCAAGAUCACAUGCGAUAUUCACCCUUCAUGUAAAGCAACAAAGGCUAGUACCUUCGGAGGAGGAGAACGUUAUAUCUAAUGACUUCGAGACACUUAGUGCCAAAUUUCACUUUGUAGAUUUGGCUGGAUCUGAGAGACUUAAACGCACUGGGGCAACUGGUGAGAGGCAAAAGGAGGGGAUAUCUAUUAACUGUGGUUUAUUAGCUUUAGGAAAUGUUAUCUCGGCUUUAGGAGAUAAAACCAAGAGAGCCUUGCACAUACCUUAUAGGGAUUCAAAGCUCACGAGGCUUUUACAAGAUAGUUUAGGUGGUAAUAGUCAGACUGUGAUGAUAGCUUGCGUUAGUCCCAGUGACAGAGACUUUAUGGAGACUCUGAAUACACUGAAGUACGCUAAUCGAGCACGUAAUAUUAAGAACAAAAUAUUUAUUAAUCAGGAUAAGAGUUCAAAAACGAUUUGCCAGUUGAGACAACAGAUAGCUCAGUUGCAGCUAGAGUUGGUCGAGUAUAAACAAGGUAAAAGAAUAAUUGGUGAAGAUGGAAGUGAAUCUGUAAACGAUAUGUUUUACGAAAAUAAUAUGCUGCAGGGAGAGAUAAGUAACCUGCGUACCAGAGUCAAAGCUAUGCAAGAAACCAUUGAUUCGCUUACACUCAGAAAUACAAGUCUUCUUGCAGAAAAAGCUAUGGGUGGUUGGAUCAACAGUGGCACUAACAGCGAAGUAGCUGAUAUGGUACAGGCAUACCUAAAAGAAAUCGAAGAGUUACGAGCAAAACUAAUGGAAUCUAACAAUACAUGCGAACAGUUAAGGAAACAACUUAGUCGGUCACAAAGUCCUCAGAGACAAUCUAUGCUAAUGAGCUCAUCAAUGAUAGAUGAACAGACUUCCUUGUUGGAAAUAGCAAAGAAGAACCUGCAAAAAGAAAAAGAAGUACUUAAUCGACGAUCUAUGGAGUUAGAUCAAGACAGCGACGGCGGUAAUAGUGAAGAUGAGUCCACCAGUGAUAAUGAAGAUGUUAAUAAUGAACUUAACGAUGAACUAAUCACACUAACAAACGAUAUUGAUAUGAAGCAAAAGUUAAUAGACGAGUUGGAGCUUUCUCAAAGGCGAAUGCAGACGAUGAGACAACACUAUGAGGAUAAACUAAUGCAGCUGCAACACCGAAUUCAAAAUACUCAGGAAGAAAGAGAUAAGGUUCUACACAGGUACAGUUCCCAUUCAGAACCUUCUGAUAAAAUAAAGAAAAUUAAGGAAGACUACACAAGAAAAAUUAAUGACAUGCAGAGAGAAUUAAAAAGACUACAAGCAGCACAAAAAGAACACGUGAGACUAGUCAGGAAUCAAAGCCAGUAUGAACAAACGCUCAAAGGGUACAAAGAUGAACUCUUGGAAAUGAAAAGGGCCAAGGUCAGGCUGAUUAUUAAAAUGAAAGAAGAAGCUCAAAAACACAAGGAGGCUGAGUUAAAACGAGAAAGAGAAAUUGCCAAAUUGCGUAAAGAAACUAGAAAAAAUGCGAAUGUUAUAAGGACUAUGGAAAACGAGAGACGAAUAAGAGAUCAAGUGUUAAAAAGGAAACAGGAAGAAGUAUCAGUAUUAAGAAAAAGCCAAAGAGGUCGUCUUAGCCUAAAAGCGGCCGGACGGGUACCUACUAAAGCAUUUUCCGAAAAAACAGCAAAGCAGAAAUGGUUGCAGGUUGAGAAAUCUGUUAAUAAUAUCGCUUUAAGCCGGCGUGGGUUAGUUGAACAGGAAGUCCGCAUGGAGCACUUCUUGGAAAAGCGAGAAGCACUUGGGAAGGAACUAGAGAUUUUAGAAGAAAGACGAAAAAUAGCCGUCCAAAAGGAUCAAGACAUCAUGCAGCUAGAUAGCUACAUAGAAGAUAUCAAAGAAAACAUUAACUACGUCCAAGAAAUCAUCGCUGAGACUCAACAGAACGUUAUUGACAUAGAAAAAAAUUUGGACCCAGCAGACACUGCUGGGCUAGAACAAAUCGUUGCUUCAGUAUAUGAUAUCGGAGAGGCCAAAUAUAUAAUACAGAAGCUUUACAACAUGACAUUGGCCCAAAGCCAUGCUGUGGCACAAAGGGAUGCCAAGCUAAGAGAAAAUGAGGCUAACUUAGUAGAGCUGCAACAAGAGGCAAAUGUGAAAGGCCAACUGCUAGACCACCUUUUGCACAAUGAGAUUCCUAUAUUUUCCAAGGAAUUAGUAACGAGCGUUUCCAGUAACAGCAAUGAUAUCACUAGCUCCAACAAUUCUUCUAGAUCUUCUUCUCCUAUUCCACCUGAGUCUCGCCUGCAAGUUCCUGAACCACAGGUUCCUCAAACCCGUUCCAAAAUAAGGAGAAGAACUGCGCAACCAAAUGAAAUGCUUUUUGGUUUAAACACUAGCAUGUCACAGUCUCACCAUGACUCACACAGCUUAUUUAAGCUCGACUGCAGUCUGCAGAGAGUCCCCAGUGUACCUGGGGGUCUGAAGUUGAACUCCUGAUGACUCCCAAGGAACAUAUACAUCCACAAGAUGAUAGAGUGCACAAGCAGAUUGGAGAAGAAGCUAGAAAUGUACUUGCUAGCAGUAGUAUUAAUAAGUGUCAGUUAUACCUACCAGCAACUAAUAAUGGUUUUACAUUGUUACAGUUAAUUGUUUUUGUGUCAAUUUUAUUACUAUUAUUAUUAAUGUUAAUAAUUUUAUGAUAUUUAAUAAUUAUGUAUUUAUAAAUAGAUAGUAACUAAUGUUCAUAUAGACAAUAAA